AUGCUGAAGCUGAGUCCAAUCACAUACUAUCUCGGGUGCGGAAUCUGCUUCAUAGCAGGCUCGGCGAUCAUAUACAACGGAUGGGACUACUACACGCCGCGACAGCAGAACAAAAUAGUGUGCGUGGCGAACCCGAACGUGCAGCUGCUGGCGUUUCUGUGGAUCAUACAGGGAGUUCUGCUGCUGGCAUGCUGCGUCAGCCUCGGGAUCUUCACAAAGCACGACGCGAAGAGCGCGAAGAAGACGUUCCUGGUCACAUACUCGGCGCUCUUCCUGAAGGUGUGCCCGAAGGUGGUAAAGGUGCUGCACCUGUUCAACUUCUGCCAGCUACUCGGCAUCGUGUUCGACCUGAUGAUACUGCCGGAGUGCAACUCCGCGAAACUGCGAUACCUGUUCGGUAAUGUGGACCCCUGUUGA
This is a messenger RNA of Theileria orientalis strain Shintoku, 417 nucleotides long. RefSeq lists its product as hypothetical. The coding region runs from base 1 to 417 and encodes 138 amino acids. NCBI's taxonomy places the organism in Eukaryota, Apicomplexa, Aconoidasida, Piroplasmida, Theileriidae. The transcript has 3 exons. The record is from RefSeq and is a predicted model, not a curated record.